CCUCCCCCCCACCCCAGCCCCGCCUCACUUUCUAGGAUCCGAGGGGCCGGACUGGCGCCAAGGAGCUUGCAGCCGUGGCCGCUAUGGUCCGGGCCCGCAGCCCUGGCCGGCAGCCCGGCGGCCCUCCGGAUCCCUCAGACCGCCUAGGCCGCUGGAGCCUGGUCCUGCUCGGUGCGCUCCUCGCCGCCAUCGUCGCCGCCGCUAUCCGGGGAUACGCGGGCUACAGGGAGGCCCAGACCGCGGCGCUGCGGGAGGGAGCAUUAAAGUCCCUGGGGACAGAAGGCCUGUACCUGUUCUCCUCUCUGGAUUUAGACAGGGAUCUGUCUAUCAGCCCAGAGGAGUUCAAGCCAAUUGCUGAGAAACUCACAGGGGCAAUGCCUGUUACUGACUUUGAGGAAGAAGAGAAGUUGCCACUUGAUCCCAGUGAGACACUAUACAUAGAAGAGAACCUAUCCCCAGAGGAAAAGCUGUUCGUAGUAGCCCAAUUCCAGCCUUUGCUCCUGGAGACCAUGACGAAGAGCAAAGAUGGUUUCCUGGGGGUUUCUCAUCUUGCCCUGUCUGGGCUUCGGGAAUGGAGGACCCCCUCCUCACCACUCAUGGAAUUCUCUGCUCGCCAGUUCAAGCCCUUUCUGCCUCCCAGGAGUAAUAUGGAGCUGGGAGAGCCCUGGUGGGUCAUUCCCAGUGAGUUAAGCAUCUUCACUGGAUACCUCUCUAACAACCGCUUCUACCCACCCCCUCCCAAAGGCAAAGAGGUCAUCAUCCACAGACUGUUGAGCAUGUUCCACCCAAGGCCCUUUGUGAAGACGCGCUUUGGGCCCCAGGGUGCAGUGGCCUGCCUCACCGCCAUCAGUGACUCCUACUACACUGUAGCCUUCAGGAUCCAUGCCGAGUUCCAACUCAACGAGCCACCCCACUUUCCCUUCUGGUUCUCUCCAGGACAGUUCACUGGGCACAUCGUUCUCACCAAAGAUGCCACCCAUGUGCGUGAAUUCAAGCUCUUUGUGCCUAACCACAGGUCUCUGAAUGUGGACAUGGAGUGGUUGUAUGGAGCUAAUGAAAAGAGCAACAUGGAAGUUGACAUCGGUUACCUCCCUCAGAUGGAGCUUGAAUCCCAGGGCCCCUCAGUGCCAUCUGUGAUCCAAGAUGAGAAUGGCAAUGUGAUUGACAGUCGCCUGCCUUCCGGAGAACCCAUCCAGUUUGUAUUUGAGGAUAUUGUAUGGCAGCGGGAGCUCAGCUGGGAGGAGGCAGCCCGGCAGCUGGAGGUUGCCAUGUACCCAUUUAAAAAAGUCACCUACCUGCCGUUUACUGAAGCAUUUGACCGUGCCAAGGCUGAAAACAAGCUAGUGCACUCCAUCCUGCUCUGGGGGGCCCUAGAUGACCAGUCCUGCUGAGGUUCAGGGCGGACUCUCCGGGAAACAGUCCUGGAAAGUUCGCCCAUCCUCACCCUCCUCAACGACAACUUCAUCAGCAGCUGGUCCCUAGUGAAGGAGUUGGAGGAGCUUCAGAAUAGCCAAGAAAAUGAAUUCCACAAGGAGUUGGCCAACCUGCACCUGGAAAAGUACAACUUCCCUGUGGAGAUGAUGAUCUGCUUACCUAAUGGGACUGUGGUCCACCAUAUUAAUGCCAAUUACUUUCUGGACAUCACUUCCAUGAAGCCAGAAGAUAUUGAAACUGGUGUCUUCAGUUUCUCCUCUACCUUUGAAGACCCAUCCACAACCACCUAUGCACAAUUCCUAAAGGAAGGACUUCGCCGAGCCCAACCUUUCCUUCAGCCCUAAGACCCCAACCAAAGGGGCACAGAGCUGGAUAAACUUUGUAAGUCCAAGCUGGCUUCUUUCAGUCCCCCACUGUGACUGAAAUUCUCAUCAGCCACAGGGAUGGAUCUAAGCCAGAGUGGUUCUUGACACAUUUCAAUUCCACAGAACUGUCUCCCCAAAUGGAAACUCCAGUGACAGUGGAGGAUUCCCUGUUGCCGGUUCCAUUUUUUUCCGUUUCCUCCAGCUGCUCAUGCUUUGAGCCAUUUAGAAGAGAAAUAGGAUUGGCUUCCAGGGGCUUCCUGUAGGGAGGGACCCUCUCUGGUGGCCCUGGGACCUGAGGACAUGACAGCCCUGAAACCCUUUGUUUUGUUUUCCAUGAGAGCUCUCCUUUUGCCUCUGCUUUUCAAAAGCAAGCAAGGCAUAAAGAUGGGAAUUCACCUGUCCAUUUGGGGAGAGGGCCUUGGAGAAAAAGAGCUGGACUUUGGUCUGGGAGACAUCAAACUGCAUGCUUAUUGCCCAGUUGCAUCAGUUCAGAGGAGGCUGGUUAUCCAUCCUGAGCAGCCUUUCUGCUGCCUGAAGUCUGCCCUGACUCUGUUUAUCACUCCAUUGUCUUCUCUAAGAUUUAGGGGAAUUGGCCCAAGCAUGACUCCCCUCUGGUUCAAGUCAGAAGAGAAAGGGAGAGUGAUCCUAGAUACAACUAUAUUACCAGGAACGAUUCCUAAGAGGCCACAUUGUCUGGUCUCUGUUUUUCAAUAAGAAAUCAGGUUUUGGUGGCAACCAAGGGCACCUGAACCCCUUCUCCUCCCCUACCCCCAUCUUGGUCAUCCCUAGAAAUUGACUUUCCCUGAUAGUUUCCAGCAUUCUCACCAUACCACCCCCACCUCCCAUCCCUGUUCAGCAGCCAUAGGACCCAUAAGCCACUUGGCUAUUGGUAGAAUAGCCAGCCUGGUUAGCACAGCUCAGCUGGGAACAACUAGUUUUCAUUCAACCCUUUUCACCCCAUCCCUGCCAGAGUACUGACAACUCUAUAGAAAUUAGUUUCCUGUGGCCCACUCCUACUGAGCCUGGCACCACAGCUUUGUCCUUGAAAAGUAAAAACCCAGAUACCCUCCUGUUAGUUCAGAUGUCUACCUGAGAGCAAACUGUAGGCCACAUGAUGGAGUAAAAAGAGCCUCUGUGGAGUCCAAAGACAUGAAUGCAAAACCUGGCUCUCCUUAUCUGCAUAAGCCACUGAAUCCAGAUUACAGAGUAGGGAUUUCCCUCAUUGGCCACCUGGGCCCACCCAUACUCCAGUGAGUACCUACUACAAUAUAACCAAUAGUUGGUCAUCUCACCCCUAAUGAAUAGGAAACCCAUGCCCAACCUGCAAGAGGUAGUCCAUUCCAGUCCUGACAGUUAAGAAGUUUCCCUUAUAUCAAGCCAAGUUCAUGUGUGCCUCUGCAAUUUCUGUCUUGUUCCUAAUUCUACCUCCUGGGACUUUGACCUUGAGCACAUUACUGGGCUUCUAUAGACCUGUUUGAAACAUGAGGGGGUUGGAUCAGAUAAUUUAAAGUUUCUUACAAUUCUAUUAGCAAGUCUCAAUGGGUGCCAGCUGUUUAGGAAACUAAAUUAAGCUAGUUUUGUUUGACUGACUAGACCUGUGUUGGUAAACCUGAGGCAUGGGUGCCAGAGUGUAGCAGGGGAGCUAUACCCCUCCCCCACUCCACCAUGCCUGGGAACAUUUUGCAUAUGACUUGCCCCUUUUCCCAGCAGCCCAAUGGGAGCACUUCCUCCCUCCCCUGUCUGGGGUAAGGUGGAGGGCUCACAUGCAGCAUGAAGGUUGCAGUUUGGGUACUAGGUCUCUAAGAUCUCUAAAAGGCUCACCAUCACUGUACCAGGCCUCAAAACCCUGUCAACUAAAGUUCUAAGUUCCUUCUCCCAAAAGAAAAAGAAUGCCUUGGGUUUUUGCAGGCAAUCCCAGUGGGACUUUUUAGCCUCAAUUCAAAAAAACAUUUAUUAAGCCCAUAUAGUGUGCAAAGUACUAUAAGAGUCUCUACCAACCCAAUACAUGUUCUUUUCAAACAAAUUAAAUGUAGCCAAAGGACUUGGCUUUUCAGGAAACCACUAGAAAAAUAUCAAGCAUUAAUAAGCCAUAACUAUUAGAGGAAAUGGGAAGCCAAGUUAUCCUCUACUUGUGGAGCCACUCCCCCCCAGUCCCUAGCCUCCCUUUGGGACCCCUUCCCAUAAUCCAGGUCAGGGCACCAUGUCCUGAGUUGGUAUUCAAGGCCAUGGUGUUGGAGCACCUUUUUUUAUAUUCAUAUAAAGUAUUUUUCCUCUUUGUACUUUCUAGUCCACACAGUUUGUAGAUAUUUUUGAUAACUUCACGGAGGAAGAAGAGGGACUUCUAUUCCCUUCCUGCAACUGUUCUUUAUGAUGGCUAGAUCCUAAAUCCUAGAUGGGUCAAGUUUGAUGUCUUGACAGUAACUGAAGGGGAAAGAAAACAACUCUUCCUUCUCUUCCCAUUUUUAACCAUUUCUUUAAGGGAACAUAUUGCUAUUGCUCAAUGAUCACCUAUCUGUCUUCCAUGUCCAUUCCCUCAAGGUCCCCCUAUCCAGAUGAAAAUAUCCUUAAUCUCCAGUUCUUGGGGUCUGUAGGCAGUCCUAACCAGGCAGUGACUCCCCCUGUGCCAAGGGUAAGAGCUGACCACAUCCUCGAGGCUAAAGAAAAAAUAUUGCCUUUAGCCCACUAGCCUAUGUCCCCAUAGCUCUCCCCUCACUCCAGGGUCCCAUGAAAGGGUUAGUACAGUAUUAGAUGCCAAGUCAUAUUAUUGAACAUAAAAGAAGCCCUUCCCAACACUUCCCUUCUUGGGAAGGGAUGAGACAAGCACAACUCAGCUCUGAUUCUUGCUGUCUGUCCAUAGUAUGGAAUACAGAACAGGCAAUUGUGGAUCAGAGAGACAGGAAAGAGAAACGUGGUACUUCUGGGUCAUGUCUCCUUAAUUUGGAGUUUGAAGGAUGUGCAAUGUAAAUGCUAAAAAAGACUACAUAGAAUUAACUCAGUCCUCCAUUCAGUGGUGGAAGUAACCUAGAGUUGACUGUAGAUGGGUUCAAUGUCAAUGAGUUGCAAGUCUCAUUGAGUAUUCAUACUUGUUUUUAACUAAUGCCUUUGUGGUUAUUGUACACUCCAGAUGAGACCCAGACGCUCCAACCUGAAGGGCUAGAGUGGGUGAACUUCAUCACAUCUUCCCGUUUCCCUUUCCCCCCUAUUGUAUUCCCAUGUCAUCCUUAUGUGUUCUAAUAAAGUCAUGAAAAUGUUCACAGA
Molecule: messenger RNA, 5057 nt
Organism: Monodelphis domestica (gray short-tailed opossum)
Lineage: Eukaryota; Metazoa; Chordata; Mammalia; Didelphimorphia; Didelphidae
Source: RefSeq, a predicted model, not a curated record